Lodderomyces jiufengensis is the source of this 1029-nucleotide messenger RNA. RefSeq lists its product as uncharacterized. The transcript has a single exon. The record is from RefSeq and is a predicted model, not a curated record. NCBI's taxonomy places the organism in Eukaryota, Fungi, Ascomycota, Pichiomycetes, Serinales, Debaryomycetaceae. The coding region runs from base 1 to 1029 and encodes 342 amino acids.
AUGGCAUUGUGUCCAAAACCAUAUUCAUUUGAAAAAAAUAUUAAUGCUGCUACCAGUUCACAUCUAUUAACAAGAACCAAUAAAGGUAGUAACACUAAUAAUAAUAAUAAUAAUAACAUCACCAUCAAUAAAUUAAAUAAUAACAAACGUGGUUGUGAAUAUUCAUUUCCAUCAUCAUCAUCAUCAAACAAAAGAAUAUGUUUACAACAAUUGAGAAAUAAUAACAAUAUACCGAAUAAUUAUUAUUCAUCUUCAUCUGAAGAUGAUGAUUCAGAAGAUGAACAAUCUUGUUAUUAUGCUGAUCAGAUCAGAGCAAAAAGAAGAGCAUCAUCAAGAGUUUCAUUCUCAUUAAAUUCUGAAUUGUCAAAAGCGAUUUUUCAAUAUAGUGAUGAUGAAGAUGAAGAAAGUGAUAGACAACAACAACAACAACAACAACAGCCACCACAACAACAGCAAAACAAAAGGUCAACUAUUUGUCCUAGAAGAUCAUCAGAUUCAUCAAUUAAAAUCAUGAGAUCAGAUGAGGAACAUGAAAAUUUAGAUUGUAAAUUCACCUCAAGUCCUGUUGGAUCAAAUUUAUCAUUAAAAAAAAUGCUUGUACAUAAUAGUGAUGAAGAACAGUUUGAUGAAGAAGAAGAAUUAUUUGAAAGUGAUGCUAGUAAUCAAUCUGUUGCUAUUGCUGAUAAAAAUGCAAGAUCAAGAUGCUUUGAGUAUUUAAUUGGUGCAAUUGAUGAAGCAUGGGCAAAGUAUUGUGAUGCAACAACUUAUGUUGAAGAUGAAGUACAUGGUUAUAUAACACCAGCAUCAUUAGCAUCAGAAGAUGAUGAUGAUGAUAAAGAGUUAAUGAAUUUAAAACAAAGAUUAGUAAAUUCUAAAAAUUUUUUACAAGAUCAUAUAGAAUCUUUUGAUUUAAAUGAUAUUAAAAAAUUUUGGAAUCGUUGGGAUAUAUCUAAAUAUCAAAUGUUAGAUGUAAUGGAAGAUGAAGAUGAUAUUUUAGAGGAACUUGAAUCAGGAAGGUAUUAUUUUUAG